AUGUUGGCUUCAAUGUGGAAGCCGUGGACACUACUACCGCUGCGCUUAUAUUGGCUCUUAUCUCCUGAUACGAUGCUACAGCUUCUGAUUCUAUGGCCUCUAGAGAUGUAUGAAUCAGUGGUUAUUAUACCGGUGAGCUUUUUACGCCGCCAUGUGCCCGUACUGGGUGGUGCACUGGUCGUACUUAUGACGUUACACGGUAUCCUGUUGCGGCUGUUUUUGGAGAUGCUGCGCGCUAUUUUUGCACGUGUGACGUACUCACGUGAUCCCGUGCUGACAUUCUACAGUUUCUGGCGCGCGAUGCAGGAUCACUAUGCUUUUAUGGAGCUCAGAGGCGUCGAUUGGCAACUCGUGCGGCAGCUGUUUGGAGACACGAUACAACAAACUACGAGUGAUGAUGAUUUGUGGAUUGCAAUGCAGGAUAGUGUCUCACUUUGUGAUGACCCAUUGCUUGCGGUUUCGCGCCCUAUUGGAUCGAGUCCUGCAGGAUCCAGGACGUUGACAGUACGAGGACGCAAACUGCCCAGUGCGGCUGCGCUGAGAUACCAGCAACAAACAGUGGCUGCUAUUGAGAGAGAGCACUUGAAUCAAGGUGGUCGUAGAAUUGACAACGGCCGAUUUGUUUGCGGUAUUCUAAAUGCCGAGACAUGUCCAGGAUGGAGGAUUGGGUACAUUUGCCUAACUGCUAUGCAAGGCUUUGUAGAAUUUUCACUGCCAAAAGUUGACGCUCUCGUGCCGUCUCGGACAAGAAGAAUAUCAGCAGCAGAUAUUUCAUGUGAAGCAGAUGCAGGACAGACACUUUUGGAUGCUGACGGACUGACAGGAAAGGAUAGAGGAGGAGCUCUGGCAGGUAACUUUAUGGUUGUGCCUGAGAUCUAUGACUUGGAGUCCAUGCGUUGGUCUCUUGAAGCAAUCUUGAAGGGUCUGGGCGAUGUCGACGGAAUGAUUCUCGAUUGUCGCUUCAACCAAGGUGGAGGCUCGUAUGUCACUGCGUUGACAGUGGCAUCAUUCUUUGCCAGCAAGGACAAAGCGCUGGCUUUUUCUACGGAUGAAAAAAUACCAGGUGGAACGCCGAGAUUCUCCAAGAGGAAGAAAUAUUAUAUACCGUACACGUCGCGUUGCACGCGCUACCGUGGUCCGCUAGCCAUACUGCAGAGCCAAUACACGCGCGGUACGGCAGAGUUAUUGUGUCUGUCUUUGAUGCAGCGGCCGCUUACAUGCCGUGUCGGGGCCACCACUGCCGGUAGCCUUUCACCCACACGGCAGCUACGUUUGCCCAACUACUGGACGGUUGAGAUUCCGUAUCAGCAAUUGAGUAACGGCAAUUCGCAAAAGAAGCACCAGACGGCUCCACCUGCUGUCUCGAGUGCUGCUUUUGACCCGUGUGUGAGGAAGGCAAUCGACCAUAUCAUGGAUGUUUGA
This is a messenger RNA of Peronospora belbahrii, 1422 nucleotides long. The record is from the annotation of a GenBank genome assembly. Lineage: Eukaryota; Oomycota; Peronosporomycetes; Peronosporales; Peronosporaceae.